AUGCCUGUUGCCAGAUGGCUGGCGAGCCAACCGGGGCUUCUCCUUGCCAACUCGGCGCCGCUCCACACCCGCGUCCCUUACAUCUCGACCGGCUACCGGAAACAGGCCGAGUCGCUGGGUGAGGCUCUGGUCUCUGCCCUCGGACUCGUUUGGCUGCAAAGUGGUGGGCGCAAGGGCGGGCGCUGGCGAUGGGUGCUGCACAACGAAAUGGGAAACGUAUGGAGCCAUCUGCUGCCGGCGAUGCUAACCCCGAUGCUUGGUCUCUGGCAUGUCUGCUACUGGCUCCCUUCGCUCCGUGCCCCUCCACCCCGCGACGACUACCUGGUCUCUAUCGCUUUCUUCAUCGGUCUUUGGCUCUGCUUUGCCUGCUCGGCAUGGUACCACACUGUCCGCAUCCUUCCUCCCCGUGACGCCGCUGUGGCGCUUGGGGUUGAUCGCGCAGGCAUUCUUAGCGUCCUCGGUGCAUCCCUCGGACUCCUUGCUCACUACUUGCUCACCGAUCUUGGCUCGGGUCGCUUUGCCCUCGUCGUCGCCUGGCUCGCCGCCGCCGUGCUUGUCCUCGGCGGCCUGCAUCUUCUUGGCCUCGUCUCGCUGCCGGUGGCUGCCAGCUGCCGGGCAUCGUCGCGGACAGGAUGCGCAUGGUGCGACGGCACGGCUGUCUUUGUUGGUCUCUUUCUGCUCGCGCUCAUGGGCGUCGCCUCGGGCUGUGCGCUGGCGCCAGACAUUGGCGGCCUCAUCUGGAGUCAUGUCUCGGCCAUGUACGCCUGGUACGCCUUUGGUGUCUUCUUUUACGUCUUGCGUCUUCCCGAGCGCAUGUUCGCGGCCACCGUCCUCGACUACAUCGGCCACUCGCACCAGAUCAUGCACGUCUCCAUCGUUCUCGGCGCGCGGCACUUUUACCACCUCGUCGUUGCGCUCCAGCUGCGCGCCAGCGACUCUGCCUCCGGCUAG
Messenger RNA from Thecamonas trahens ATCC 50062, 951 nucleotides. RefSeq lists its product as uncharacterized. Gene Ontology annotation, molecular function: signaling receptor activity. Bases 1 to 951 code for a protein of 316 amino acids. The record is from RefSeq and is a predicted model, not a curated record. NCBI's taxonomy places the organism in Eukaryota, Apusomonadida, Apusomonadidae. The transcript has a single exon. Gene Ontology annotation, cellular component: membrane.